CAUCAUCAUCGUGAGCUCAAAAAUAACAACAAAGCAGCGAACAAAAGAAAGUCCCACUUCUGCAGAUUAAUUGAAAAUAACUGCCGUAGAAAACAGAAUUCAAGACUUUCGUGUGUGCAAAUCAUCGUUCUAUAGUUGGAAUAUCUGGUGAAAUUAAAAGAAUGCCGUUUCAUUGGUGUUAAGUGGAAAAAACGAGAAUAUCCUUGUCAAACUCAACAGCUUGGGCUGGGGGAUUGCCUUGAAGCUGUCGUCAUCGUCAUCGUCCCAUAUUGUGGCCCGAGCUAAUGUUAUCAGUGGUGGCGGAGAGCUGGGCCUAGCGAUCAUGGAUUAUAUGUUGGAUGCAUACGUAGGCUACGAUAUCGGUUCCAUCGAACCGGACGAUAUUCCCAAAACGGACGACCCCGUCUGGGUGCUGGGAAAGAGAUACAAUGCAGUUGAAGAUCUUGACUUGAUUCGCCGGGAUGUCCAGAGCCGGCUGUGGUGCACCUACCGGCGUGGCUUCGUACCGAUCGGUAGCUCUCAGCUCACCAGCGACAAAGGCUGGGGCUGCAUGCUACGCUGCGGUCAGAUGGUUCUGGCGCAGGCCCUCACUCAGCUGCACCUGGGCCGAGACUGGUUCUGGGAGUUAGAGACCAAAGAUGAAGCCUAUCUGAAGAUAGUGAAUCGUUUCGAGGACAGUAAGGCUGCGCCUUUUUCGUUGCAUCAGAUUGCUCUCACCGGCGAGUCAUCAGAGGAGAAACGAGUCGGCGAAUGGUUCGGACCUAAUACGGUGGCACAGGUUUUAAAAAAAUUGGUAAAAUUCGAUGACUGGUGUGAAUUGUUGGUUCACGUUGCUCUUGACAAUACUCUGGCCACAGAAGAAGUCCUGGAGCUUUGUGUGGAUAAAUCUAAUCCGAACAGCUGGAAUCCGCUGCUACUCAUAAUCCCAUUGAGAUUGGGCCUUAGCGAAAUCAAUCCGAUCUACGUGGAUGGCCUCAAAAAGUGCUUCGAGCUAAGCGGAAACUGUGGAAUGAUUGGCGGUCGUCCCAAUCAGGCCCUCUAUUUCAUUGGCUACGUUGCCGACGAGGCCCUGUACCUUGAUCCACAUACUGUCCAGCGAAGUGGAACAAUCGGCUCCAAGAGCGAUCCGGAUGAGCAGGAGCUGGACGAAACGUUUCACCAAAAGUACGCCCGACGGAUCAACUUCAAAGGGAUGGAUCCAUCGCUGGCGGUGUGUUUCCUAUGUGCAUCGAGAAAAGACUUUGACGAUCUGAUUCAGCGCUUCAACGAGGAUCUCAACGGUGGGGGCUGCCAGCCGUUGUUUGAAGUGACCAAAACACGACAAGCGCCGUGGACCCCCACAACGGCGUCGUCCGCGUCGUCCCGGAAAAACAGUGAACCGAUAGAGGCGUUCAACGAAAUAUCCGCCACGGAAAUUCAGCACGAAGAGUUCGAGGAAGUGGGAACCCGGCAGCUGGACGACUCGGAUGAAGAGUUCGAGAUCAUCGCGUAACGGAGGCGAUACAGUUAGGGCUUGUAUAAACUAGAUUGGUUAGACUUUUUAUGAGAUAAGCGAAGGGGUUGAAAGAACGUCUGCAGCGGGAGGAGAGGAUUCCCGCAUGUAUGUAAUAGAAAAAAGUGCUUUAAAACAACGCAAACGAAAACAACUGACCUAGCUUGGUUUUAUAACAUAGGCUUACGCUGAUACAUAUUUGAGAACUUAUGUAAAUUUUAAUCGGUUUUGUUAGCCUUUAGUUUUUUUUAUAAUAUGUAAUAUGUUCUUCAAAAUCUGUAUUAGAAAUAAUCUGGUCAGCGAAAUGCAUAGUUGUUACUUUCGAAAGGCUAAAAUAGCUCAAAGUUUGAUAAAUUUUAGUUUUCUGUCUGUCUGCAAUUCAAACAAAAUCAAUUGAUAGCUAAGAGUCUUAUUUUCAAUUCAAGGAACGGAUGAGGAUUUAUUCAACAGAAGUGAAACACAGUUCUUAUAAUAAUAAAAAAACAAAUAAUCUUGCUUAACGUUGUUAAGCAAGAAUUAUAGUUGAUAAAAUUUUAAAUGUUUUUAUCAUUAAUAUGUGUACUAUUUUUACACAGCAAUCAAUACUUGAUCAUACAGACAGGAUUAUAGUAUGUAGGCUAUCACGCAUAUUCCAAUUUACGUUCGUAAGCUCUUCCGAACGAAAGUUGAUGUUCAGUCUUGUUUACGCCAGACAAAUCAAAAGGCAAAAUCAUUCGAACGAAUCGAAUUCAUUCGAAAGUAUCAUUUGUACGUAAAUAAGAAUACGGAUGUGUAUUGGGCUUCAUAUCAUUUUACUGCCGUGAAACGCAAGUCAAUCCCAUAUGCAUAUGGAUGCCAUAUACAGAUGGAACGAACUUGCGAUUCACGGCAGUUUACGAAAUUAAAUAUGGAGGUUUGAUAAAAAAUGAUAUUACUAUGUGUUCCGGUCAAAAUGAAUAAAACCUUUUCCUAUACAUUUGCUCAUUAGAAAAUCAAUGAUACUUCUGAAUGGAUAAAUCAAAUCAAUGUUUCUACAAAUAUUGCUCAAAGAGUUUUUUUUAUAUCUCAAGACCCCAAUCGGAUAAGUAAGUAAAAACAGAUUACUAAAAUAAUGAAAAUAUUUCGAUGAUAUAUCUGCGAGCUUUCGAUUGAUUUUGAUUAACUUAACAGCAUCUUUUGUGCGCCCAGAUUAUUACAAAGACAGGCCUUAGCAGCGAAAUAGUUUACAAUAUCUGCAAAGCUUGACAUAAAAUAUUCACAUUACCUGAUUUUGUUCUUAUACCAAAUUCAAAUAUUUACAUCGCCUUUAGACAUAUUUCUUUCUUUUUUAUUUAAAUUUAAAAUUAGCAUAAACAUAUUUUAAUCGUUUGCAACUAAUUUGUAUUCGGAUAAUGAAUGACAUGGUUUGUAAUAAAAAUGAAAAUAAAUGAUCCUUUACUUGUUCCAAGCUGCUUA
Armigeres subalbatus is the source of this 2926-nucleotide messenger RNA. It is a transcript of the gene Atg4a, whose product is annotated as cysteine protease ATG4B. The record is from RefSeq and is a predicted model, not a curated record. NCBI's taxonomy places the organism in Eukaryota, Metazoa, Arthropoda, Insecta, Diptera, Culicidae. Gene Ontology annotation, molecular function: protein-phosphatidylethanolamide deconjugating activity. The transcript has 5 exons. Bases 323 to 1492 code for a protein of 389 amino acids.